AUGUCCUACGGGAGCUGCGUCUCGCGUCUGCUGCGGACGCGAGUGCAGUCGGUCCUGAAGAAAUCCGUCCACUCUGUGGCAGUGAUCGGAGCCCCGUUUUCUCAGGGACAGAAACGGAAAGGAGUGGAAUGUGGUCCAGCUGCCAUUCGAGACGCCGGCUUGGUGAAAAGGCUGUCGGAUUUGGGCUGCCGUCUAAAAGACUAUGGAGAUUUGAGUUUCACUCCAGUCCCCAAAGAUGAUCUCUAUAACAACCUGAUAGUGAAUCCACGCUCGGUGGGCCUUGCCAACCAGGAGCUGGCUGAGGUGGUUAACAGAGCGGUGUCUGGUGGCUACAGCUGUGUCACUGUGGGAGGCGAUCACAGCCUGGCAAUUGGCACCAUUAGUGGCCACGCCCGGCACUGCCCAGACCUUUGUGUUGUCUGGGUUGAUGCCCAUGCUGACAUCAAUACACCCCUCACCACCUCGUCGGGAAACCUCCAUGGCCAGCCAGUGUCAUUUCUCCUACGAGAACUACAGGACAAGGUACCACAACUCCCAGGAUUUUCCUGGAUCAAACCUUGUAUCUCUUCUCCAAGUAUUGUGUAUAUCGGUUUAAGAGACGUGGAUCCGCCUGAACAUUUUAUUUUAAAGAAGUAUGAUAUCCAGUAUUUUUCCAUGAGGGACAUCGAUCGGCUUGGUAUCCAGAAGGUCAUGGAACAGACGUUUGAUCUCCUGAUUGGCAAAAGACAAAGGCCAAUCCACCUGAGUUUUGAUAUUGAUGCAUUUGACCCUACACUGGCGCCGGCCACAGGAACCCCUUGUGGGGGGGCUGACCUAUCGAGAAGGAUGUACAUUUCUGAGGAAAUACAUAAUACAGGGUUGCUGUCAGCACUGGACCUGGUUGAAGUCAAUCCUCGGUUAGCUGCUUCAGACGAAGAGGCGAAGGCCACAGCUAGCCUGGCGGUGGAUGUGAUUGCUUCAAGUUUUGGUCAGACAAGGGAAGGAGGACACACCGUCUAUGAGCAACUUCCUCCACCCAGCUCACCACACGAAUCGGAAAAUGCAGAGCGCGUGAGAAUUUAGGAGACACUGCACUGACGGUCUUUCACAACGGGCAUUCCAGAACCGCAGGCACUUGAGGG
This is a messenger RNA of Oryctolagus cuniculus (rabbit), 1121 nucleotides long. RefSeq names its product arginase 2 (gene ARG2). The record is from RefSeq and is marked provisional. NCBI's taxonomy places the organism in Eukaryota, Metazoa, Chordata, Mammalia, Lagomorpha, Leporidae. Gene Ontology annotation, cellular component: mitochondrion; cytoplasm. Gene Ontology annotation, molecular function: manganese ion binding; arginase activity.